AUGAAACUAGUUCACGUAGCCCUGCUCUAUCUCGGCUCUGUGACCUUCUUCGGGGUGGAUGCUGCAAGGGUGGACGUAGCGACAGAGUUCAAAAGAAAAUGGACGAAAUGGGCACUAAGCCGAGCCAAGAGGGACGUGAAGCCUGCGGGCGUGCUCCGAGGGCUGGGGGCAGCCGCCGACGUGCUGCCUCUCAUACGCACCCAGGACGUGAAGGAGGAUUCCCGAGUGUCGCCUCCCAGCAACCGGGAGGAUGCUCACAUCCGCGUCAAGCGCUACCGCCAGAGCAUUAACAGAUUCCCCCACUUCCAAACAAAGGCGUGCCGCUUCGGGACGUGCACGGUGCAUUGGCUGGUCGACGAGCUCCACAGGGCGGCCGUCAACGAUAGGAACGAUGCCGCCCCUCCAAACAAGAUCAGCCCCCAGGGCUACGGCCGCCGCCGGCGUUCCCUGCCCGAGCUCCGCAGCCCAGCGCGCUCCCCCCGCUCCGGGCGGCGCCCACGGACGCGCCGGGCGCAGCCCCUCGCCCUCGUCCUCGGAGUCUGA
Cinclus cinclus is the source of this 543-nucleotide messenger RNA. It is a transcript of the gene ADM, whose product is annotated as adrenomedullin. Bases 1 to 543 code for a protein of 180 amino acids. The transcript has 3 exons. NCBI's taxonomy places the organism in Eukaryota, Metazoa, Chordata, Aves, Passeriformes, Cinclidae. Gene Ontology annotation, cellular component: extracellular region. The record is from RefSeq and is a predicted model, not a curated record. Gene Ontology annotation, biological process: adrenomedullin receptor signaling pathway; adenylate cyclase-activating G protein-coupled receptor signaling pathway; regulation of systemic arterial blood pressure. Gene Ontology annotation, molecular function: hormone activity; adrenomedullin receptor binding.